AUGGUGACUGCCGCACAGAAACUCAUCUUGAAGCGAAGGAAGGCACAGAAACAGCGUCAGAAAAGACGAAGGCUUGGUUGUGGUAAGGCCAUACCCAAGAAUUUCCAAGCAGUGGGUGCCAACGAGCUGAGAUGGAAACCUGUGGAGAUACCUGAUACGCUGGACGAUUACGAGGGAUUUUAUGGACUCGAGGAAAUCGAUGGUGUUGAUGUCAAAAUGGAAGGUGGACAGGUUAAGUUUGUUGUAAAAGAUGAGAAUAAACUAGUCAAGGAAGGAGAAAAGAACGAGGAUAAUAAUAGCCACGAAGAGGUUGCAGAUGAAUCGGAAAGUGAGGACAGUGGCAAUGAGCAGCAAACAGAUCAUUCUGAGGAGAAUGGAGAAGAAGAACUUGUUGAGGAUGAAAAGGAAUUGAAGUCAAACGUAUUUGCUGCUUUGAAGGAUGACCUGCCAGAAGAUGUUGAUCUGCCCGAAUGGAGUUCGCUCAACCUUUCUGCUAGCACGCUGCAAGGAUUACAAAAGUUGGGAUUCCAAAGGCCUACGGAAAUUCAAAAAGCUGCUAUUCCACUUGCUUUGGAUGGAAAGGAUGUUAUUGGUAAAGCCAUCACCGGUUCGGGUAAGACAUUGGCGUAUGGUAUUCCAAUCCUUGAAAGAGCUUUGAGCAGCAAGCAAGAACAUCUUAACGGUAUCAUCUUCACUCCAACAAGAGAGCUAGCUAGCCAAGUGAUGAAACAUUUGCAGGAAUUAUUCAAAUACACUCCGUUCCCUGACAAAGCUGUCAUUUCUCUCACUGGUGGCCUAUCUAUCCAAAAACAGGAGAGAUUAUUGGGAUACAAACCACGAGUUGUGGUUGCCACUCCAGGACGCUUUCUGGAGAUCUUGGAGAAGAAAACCGAAAAUGCAGUGCAACUUGCAUCUGCUGAUAUUUUAGUGUGCGACGAAGCUGACAGAUUACUGCAAGACGGGCACUUUGAUGAAUUAGAUAAAAUCCUGGAAAUACUUCACAACCACCGGCCAAAAGUGUAUGGCCAUAAGUUUCAGUCUCUGGUUUUCUCGGCUACCUUUUCUCAGGAUCUUUUCGGAAAACUGGAGAAGGCUAAGAAGCAUGUUUUUGACAGCGAACAAGCGAUCGUCAAGAUGCUUUCGAAGCAUCUGAAAUUCCGGUCCAAACCGGAAUAUGUGGACGUUAAUCCUUCGGAGAUUGUGGCUAAUAGCAUCACAGAAGCGAUGAUUCCGUGUGGAGCCCAAGAGAGGGAUCUCAUGCUGUAUUAUUUCCUCACCAUGUUCCCGGGGGUCACAUUGGUGUUUGCCAACGCUAUUGAUUCAGUCAAGAGACUAGCCCCGAUGCUAAACAACUUGGGAAUCCCCACCGUGUCUCUUCAUUCUUCAAUGAUACAAAAACAGCGUCUAAGGUCUUUGGAACGUUUCAAGGCUAAUUCUGAAAAGGCUAUCAAAGAAAAGAAAUCAUCCGUGCUGAUUGCAUCGGACGUUGCUGCCAGAGGGUUAGAUAUUCCGGGCAUUCACCACGUGGUACAUUACCACAUACCUCGAACAGCAGACACUUACAUUCACCGCUCUGGAAGAACAGCGAGAGCUGGACGCGAAGGUGUCUCGAUCAUACUUUGCUCUCCGAAUGAGGCUUCUGGUCCAUUAAAGCAGCUCAGGAAGACAGUGGCUAAUAAGGAAGUUGACGAUCUAAAAACCUUACCGCUUGAAAUGGACAUUUUGGACCAGUUGCGUGAAAGACUCGAGUUGAGUGCUAAAUUGGCGCAGGCAGAGCUCAGCAGUCAGAUUGUGAACAAAGAGAAAACGUGGAUCGAAAAAGCUGCUGACGAUCUGGGAAUCGAGGACCUGAGCGAUCUCGAGGAGGAUGAUUUCCUGAAGAGAGAUAGAAAGCGGAAGGAGGGCAAGCAGUUGACGAAACAGGACGCAAAAAGCUACAGAGCACAACUGAAACACCUGCUGAGCCAGCCUCUGAGAAAAGGUGGAAGACGAUCGUAUAUUGCAGGAGGCCUAACUAAUAUUGCGGAUAUCCUUGCCAGAGGAGGAGACUCCAAUAUUUUGGGAUACAAUCAGAAGGAUGCGCUACAGGUGUUGAAGAAAAAGAAGAAAUAA
Messenger RNA from Ogataea haglerorum, 2112 nucleotides. RefSeq lists its product as uncharacterized. The record is from RefSeq and is a predicted model, not a curated record. Gene Ontology annotation, molecular function: RNA helicase activity; ATP binding; nucleic acid binding. The transcript has a single exon. The coding region runs from base 1 to 2112 and encodes 703 amino acids. NCBI's taxonomy places the organism in Eukaryota, Fungi, Ascomycota, Pichiomycetes, Pichiales, Pichiaceae.